Messenger RNA from Trichoderma virens Gv29-8, 9447 nucleotides. Its product is annotated as non-ribosomal peptide synthetase. Gene Ontology annotation, cellular component: cytoplasm. The record is from RefSeq and is a predicted model, not a curated record. Lineage: Eukaryota; Fungi; Ascomycota; Sordariomycetes; Hypocreales; Hypocreaceae. The transcript has a single exon. Gene Ontology annotation, molecular function: catalytic activity; phosphopantetheine binding. Gene Ontology annotation, biological process: secondary metabolite biosynthetic process; amino acid activation for nonribosomal peptide biosynthetic process. The coding region runs from base 1 to 9447 and encodes 3148 amino acids.
AUGGGGUCACUCGGGUCACUCAACCAGACGGAUGGUCACGAUCUGGCAAUUGCACCAUCCUUAGUAUCUAGUGAUUGUGACAAGAAAUAUGACGGCAUUUUUGAACAAGCAACCCAGCGCUUCGGUUUGAACCGAAAUAAAAUUGAGAAUAUCCUGCCAUGUACGCCCUUUCAACGCGACGUCAUGGAUUGUGCUGCCGAUGAUGGGAGGCGUGCUAUUGGCCACGUCGUCUACGAAAUCUCAAGUAAUAUUGAUACUCAACGCUUGACCGCAGCUUGGAAAGAGGUUGUGCGCCAAACACCAGCCUUGAGGACUUGCCUAUUUGCCUCCAAAUUUGGAAGCUCCUUUCAGGUUGUGUUGACAGAAAGCUUCUUUUCGUGGAUGCACUCGACAUCGAUCGGCAUUAAGGAAGAGGUGGUGCAAGAUGAGGCAGCUGCUGCUAUGAUGGGGCCGCGUAGCAAUCGAUAUGUUGUUCUCGAGGACCCAACUACGAAGCAAAGACUGCUCAUCUGGACAUUUAGCCAUGCCCUAGUGGACAAAACCCUACAGGAACGCAUCCUUAGACGGGUUCAUACAGCCUACGAGGGCAGAAAAAUUCAAUGCUCCAGCCGGAUUGAAUUGGCACCCAACCCUUCCACCAGGGACAUGGAACGUGCUGCUCGGUUUUGGCAGCAACAUUUUAAUGGCUUGGAUGCCACCGUAUUUCCCCCUCUCCCUUCUCAUAUUGAUGUGGCCUAUCCCAAUACACAUGCAGAACACCGUAUCUCAUACCUGGGCCAAGAACAGAAGAAGUGGUCCAACACGGCUGUCUGUCGAGCCGCCCUCGCAGUUCUUCUAUCUCGCUUCACACAAUCUCCAGAGGCCAUUUUUGGCGUUGUGACGGAGCAACCUCGCACACUCGAAGAGCAAGGCGGCCUAAUUGAUGGUCCAACGCGGACGGUAGUGCCCAUACGCGUGCAUUGCGCCUCUGAUCAAUCCGUGUCGGAGGUCAUGGGGGCAAUCACUGCACACGAUCAUGCUAUGCGCGAGUUUGAACGGGCUGGUCUCGACAAUAUCCGCCGCACUGGAGAUGAUGGUUCCGCCGCUUGUGGAUUCCAAACCGUGCUCCUGGUCACUGAUGGUGGCGCUUCGCAGACGCCUAGUUAUGGACUUCAUCGAAGUGUAGAAGAAUCAGACAGAUUUGUGCCCUGCACCAAUCGUGCUCUUCUACUAGACUGCCAGAUGGCUAAUGACUCGGCAUUACUGGUCGCACGAUAUGAUCAGAGUGUAAUUGACCCACGCCAGAUGCCUCGUUUUCUGAGACAGUUGGGAGGCUUGAUCCGGCAGUUUCAGAGCUCUGCAGCCGAUCUGCCUUUGAUAGGACAGCUUGAUGUUGUGACGCAAGAGGACAAAGCAGAGAUCGAGAGUUGGAAUUCCGAACGCCUGCAGAUAAAUGAUGCCUUGAUCCACGACGUGAUAUUCAGGUGGGCUGCUGAUACUCCAGAUAGAGCAGCAGUUUCCGCUUGGGAUGGAGAAUGGACUUAUACCGAGCUGGACAGUGUAUCCUUACGCCUCGCAGUACAUAUCCAAUCUAUAGAAUUGGGCCAAGGGCUGAGGGUAAUACCACUCUGCUUCGAGAAGUCGAAAUGGGUCAUCGCUGGAAUACUUGCCGUACUUAAAGCUGGUCGGGCAUUCGCGCUCAUCGACCCACGCGAUCCACCGGCCAGGAUGGCUCAGGUCUGUCGACAAACUUCCGCCAUGGUCGCUCUCACUUCCAAGCUUCACAUCAACACCAUCGGCGCCGUCGUUGAUCGCUGCAUUGUGAUCGAUGAUGACUUUCUUCAGUCACUUUCCUGCGAUGAAGACCAACUUAAACACACCGUGAAACCUCAAGACUUGGCCUAUGCUAUUUUUACUUCUGGCAGCACUGGAGAGCCAAAAGGCAUUAUGAUUGAGCAUCGGGCAUUUUCAUCUUGUGCUAUCAAAUUUGGCCCUACACUAGGGAUCAACAACCACACGCGCGCUCUUCAAUUCGCGUCAUAUGCGUUCGGUGCGUGUCUGGUGGAAACCAUGACAACUCUGAUACAAGGCGGCUGCGUUUGCAUUCCUUCUGAUGACGAUCGUAUGAAUAAUGUUCCAGAUUUCAUCACAAGGUGCCAAGUUAACUGGGCUAUACUGGCUCCUUCGUAUGUCGGAACAUUUCAACCAGAAAAUGUCCCUGGACUAAAAACAUUGGUGGUGGUCGGAGAGCCAAUAUCAGCAUCGAUUCGGGAUACCUGGGCCCAUCGAGUUCAGCUCUUAAACGCCUACGGCCAGAGUGAGAGUUCGACUAUAUGCAGCGCUAUACAAGUCAGUCCAUUCUCACUUGAACCGAACAAUGUCGGUCGGGCUAUAGGCGCCCGCUCCUGGAUCAUCGAACCCAACGAUCCUAAUCACCUUGUUCCAAUUGGGUGUGUUGGUGAGUUGGUAAUUGAAAGUCCAGGGAUUGCACGGGAUUAUAUCAUUGCUCUGCCGCCGGAUAAGUCGCCCUUCUUUGUAACGACUCCGGCUUGGUAUCCAACAAAACAGCUAUCCAACAGUUUCAAAUUCUAUAGGACGGGUGAUUUUGCGCGUUACAGCCCUGAUGGCACCGUUAUUUGCCUUGGGCGCAGAGAUUCCCAGGUUAAGAUCCGAGGACAGCGCGUAGAGGUCAGCGAAGUGGAAGCUGGUCUACGACUACAACUACCCGGUGACAUCGUACCAGUGGCUGAAGCUGUCAAACACUCGGAUUCGUCCAAUAGCAAGGUCUUGAUCGCCUUCUUGAUAGGGUCGUCUAUGGGCGGGGAGGAUAGCGUCUACACCACAUCGGGGGUAGACGCCCACAUCUUGGAUCACAGCGCUACCAAAGAAGUCAACGCGAAGUUGCAGCAGCUUCUUCCCCAGCCUUCCAUUCCGUCCUACUAUAUUCGUAUGAGGGAUCUUCCCCGCACUGCCACAGGGAAAACAGACCGGAAAGCUCUUCGAUCUAUCGCCAGCAAGCUACUAGGCGAACUAGGUGAAAAUGCGACAUCUCAGCUGAGUGAGACGUUCGAUUCAUCGGCAGCUAGUAUAGAGGGCAAGCUGAGAGAUCUUUGGUUUCGAGGCUUAAAUAUCGAUCCCGACUCUAAAAAUGUGGGAGCAAGUUUCUUCGAGCUGGGCGGAGAUUCUAUCGCUGCGAUAAAAAUGGUAAAUAUGGCGAGGUUAGCUGGGAUUGCCCUCAAAGUAUCCGAUAUAUUCCAGAACCCUACGCUUGCUGGUCUUGUAGAUGUAAUCCAGCAAGGCUCAGCCCCUUAUAGUCCUAUUCCAACCACAAGGUAUGGCGGGCCUGUGGAACAGUCAUUUGCUCAAGGCCGACUAUGGUUCUUAGACCAACUGGAACUCGGUGCGUCGUGGUAUCUCUUACCAUAUGCCGUACGCAUGCGUGGGCCGCUGUACAUCGAUGCGCUUAUUAUCGCGUUGCGAGCCCUGGAACAACGGCACGAAACCCUGAGGACGACAUUUGAGGAACAGGACGGUGUAGGGGUGCAAAUUGUUCACACGAGCCUAUUUCAGGAAUUGAGGGUGAUUGACAUGCCAGACAACAAGAACGGAGGCUACCUCCAGUUGGUACAGCAAGAUCAGACCACUCCAUUUGAUGUGGCAUCCGAGGCAGGGUGGAGAGUAUCACUGAUACGGCUGGGAGAAGAUGAUCACGUCCUCUCUAUAGUCAUGCAUCACAUCAUCUCUGACGGUUGGUCUACAGACAUCCUACGCCACGAACUAAGCCUGUUCUAUUCGGCCGCUCUCCAGGGGUGUGACCCUCUAUCAGUGGUGAGCCCACUCCCAAUCCACUACCGCGACUUUUCCGCAUGGCAAAAGCAGGAGGAGCAGGUGACUGAACAUCAGCGACAACUUGAGUACUGGACAAAUCAGCUCGCAGACAGCUCUUCGGCCGAAUUCCUAACUGACCUCCCACGUCCAACUAUACUGUCCGGUGAAGCUGGCUUCGUGCCAGUCACCAUCGAUGGCGAGCUGUAUAAGAAGCUCCGAGAAUUCUGCAAAGCGCAUCAAGCUACAUCUUUCGCUGUGUUGCUGGCAGCCUUCCGCGCAGCCCAUUAUCGUCUAACUGGGAAUGAAGACUCUAUCAUCGGCACUCCCAUCGCUAACCGUAACCGACGGGAAUUGGAGAAUAUAAUUGGCUUCUUUGUCAACACCCAGUGUAUGCGAAUCACUGUUGACGGUGAUGAUACAUUUGAAAGCAUUGUGCGGCAAGUUCGGUCGACAGCGACUGCAGCAUUUGAGCAUCAAGAUGUCCCCUUUGAGCGCGUCGUUUCAGCGCUGCUACCCGGCUCGAGAGACUUGUCCCGGAACCCGCUGGCACAGCUCAUGUUUGCCGUUCAUUCUCAAGAUGACCUCGGCAAGUUUGAGUUGGAAGGCCUCGAAGCAGAACCCCUAUUUAACAAGGUAUACACCAGGUUCGACGUAGAGUUUCACCUAUUCCAAGAGGCGAACAGACUAAGCGGCAACUUGGCCUUCGCAGCUGAUCUAUUCAAGCUUGAGAAUAUUCAGAACGUUGUCGCUGUCUUUUUCCAGAUCCUACGUCAAGGCCUCGAUCAGCCCCAGACUCCAGUUGCCGUUCUCCCGCUCACAGAUGGGUUAAUAGAGUUCCGUGAUAUGGGUCUGUUAAAAAUAAAGAGGACCGAAUACCCCCGAGAGUCGAGCGUAGUCGACGUCUUCCUCAAUCAAGUGGCUGCCCACCCGCAUUCUCUCGCUGUCGUUGACUCAUCAUCAAGCCUAACUUACGCUGAGUUGGAUCGUCAGUCUGGUCAGCUCGCGACCUGGCUCCGCCAGCACAAUAUGCCGGCUGAGACACUGGUGGGAGUGUUUGCACCGCGGUCAUGCCAGACAGUUGUUGCCUUCCUUGGCAUCCUGAAGGCGAACCUCGCAUAUCUCCCGCUCGACGUUAAAUCUCCUGCAGCUCGCUUGAAAGCGAUUCUAUCUACACUGCCCGGACGCAAGUUAAUAUUACUCAAUUCUGACACGAUCGCCCCAGAGAUUGGGCUACCCGACGUGGAGACGGCGCGAAUUAGCGACACUUUGGAACUUCGUGAUAUGGAUGAUCUGAAUAGUUGUUCAGAUGUGGCAGCGUCGGGGCCUUUGGCGACAAGUCUUGCAUACGUGAUCUUUACAUCCGGAUCAACUGGCAAUCCUAAAGGCGUUAUGAUUGAGCACCGUAGUGUUGUUCGACUUGCGAAGGACAGCAAUAUUAUAUCCAAAUUCCCACUGGCGGCAAAGGUGGCUCAUAUAUCCAGCAUCGCUUUCGACGCUGCUACUUGGGAGAUCUUUACAGCGCUUCUGAAUGGUGGAACACUGGUCUGUAUUGACUAUAUGACCAUUUUAGACAGCAAAGCAUUCGAGACUGUCUUUACACAAGAACAAGUCAAUGUGGUCCUGCUUACGCCUGCGUUGCUUAAGCAAUGUCUGGCCAAUAUUCCUGCUACAUUGGGCGGACUAGACGUCCUCGUUAUCGGCGGAGAUAGGCUUGAUGGCCAAGAUGCAAUCGCAGCGCAAGCGCUUGUCCGGGCUGGUGUUUAUAACGCUUACGGACCGACUGAGAAUGGGGUUAUCAGUACUGUUUACAACAUCGUUGAAAAUGACACAUUUAUCAACGGAGUUCCCAUUGGUAGGGCCAUCAGCAACUCAGGGGCCUACAUCAUGGAUCCGCACCAACAGCUUGUCACUGCAGGCGUUAUGGGAGAGCUUGUGGUAACCGGAGAUGGGCUCGCUCGGGGAUAUACCGACCCAACAUUGGACGCAGACCGCUUCGUCCAGAUCAACAUUGAUGGCCAGGUGGUAAGAGCAUAUCGAACGGGUGACCGGGCGCGGUACCGGGCAGGGGAUGGCCAGAUCGAAUUCUUCGGACGCACGGACCAGCAGGUCAAAAUUCGAGGUCACCGUAUUGAGCCAGCUGAGGUAGAGCGUGCUAUCCUCAGUCAGGAUGCCGUCCGUGAUGCCAUAGUCGUUAUCCGGGAGCAUGACGGUCAGGAGCCGGAAAUGGUCGGUUUUGUCACAACUCAUGGCGACCUCUCCGCUGAGAAGGAGGAGGCUGGAAGCCAUGUCGAAGGUUGGGAAAAUUUCUUUGAGAGUAAUACCUAUGCCGACAUUAACACCAUCAGCCAAUCUGAUGUUGGCACCGACUUUAAGGGCUGGACAUCCAUGUAUGACGGCAGCGAGAUCGACAAGUCUGAGAUGAGAGAGUGGCUCGACGACACUGUACGCACUCUUCUUGAUGGUCAGGCACCAGGCCAUGUACUCGAGAUAGGUACCGGAAGUGGCAUGAUCUUGUUCAAUCUAGGAGAUGGACUCCGAAGUUACGUCGGUCUUGAGCCAUCCAGGGCGGCGGCUACGUUUGUUAACACCGCGAUAAAUUCCAUCCCGGCUCUUGCUGGAAUGGCCAAAGUACAUGUCGGUACAGCAACAGACAUAGGCCAGCUUAGUGGACUCUAUCCAGACUUGGUAGUGCUUAAUUCGGUCGUCCAGUAUUUCCCUACGUCUGAGUAUCUACUACAGGUUGUGGAUACUCUGGUUCGGAUCCCAGGCAUUAAACGCUUGUUCUUUGGCGACAUUCGAUCUCACGCUACUAAUAAGCAAUUUCUUGCCGCCAGGGCAUUACGUACGUUAGGCGACAAGUUGACUAAAGAUGCGAUGCGACAAAAGAUGGCGGAAAUGGAAGACCGUGAAGAAGAACUGCUUGUUGAUCCGACGUUCUUCACGGCGUUACAAAACCGGUUUCCCAAUCAGAUCAAGCAUGUUGAGAUCCUCCCAAAGAAGAUGCAGUCCACAAACGAGCUCAGUGCGUACCGGUAUGCGGCUGUCGUACACGUUUGUAGCUCAGAAGAGCUUUCACGGCCAGUGUAUUCGAUCAAUAUUAACGACUGGACCGACUUUCAGGCAUCACAUAUGGAUCGUCAUGCUCUUCUCUGCCUCCUGCAGAGUUCAGCAGACUCCUUGACAGUUGCUAUCAGCAAUAUUCCUUAUAGCAAGACGAUUUUAGAGCGGCAUUUAGUUGAGUCUCUGGAUCACGAAGGUCAAGAUAAUGAGCAAAGCUUGUUGGAGGGGGCCGUUUGGGUCUCAGCUGUCCGCUCCAACGCCGAACGCUGCAGCUCCCUCUCGGUGACUGACCUUAUACAGCUUGGCGAAGAGGCAGGCUUUCAUGUAGAGGUCAGCGCGGCGCGACAGUGGUCGCAGAGAGGUGCGCUCGAUGCUGUCUUCCACCAUUUGCCAACUCAAAAGGAGGGCCAUGCUCUGAUCCGGUUCCCGACUGAUAUUGAGGUUCGAGAAUCGGCCACCUUUACAAACCGGCCGCUACAGCGGCUGCAAAGUCGUCGGUUCGUAUCACAGAUCCGUGAGCAGCUGCAGUCCUUGCUCCCAGCGUACAUGAUUCCGUCCCGCAUCAUGGUGAUAGACCAGAUGCCUCUCAAUGCCAAUGGCAAGGUCGACCGGAAAGAGCUUGCCCAAAGGGCCAAAAGAGCAGUUCCAAAAUCUCAAGUGGCACCAGAACAGGCAGUGCCACUCAACGAAAUAGAAGCUAUGCUUUGUGAGGAGUUUGCAGAAGUCUUUGGCAUGGAUGUCGGCACCACCGAUCACUUCUUCAAGCUUGGCGGACACUCCCUCCUGGCUACGAAGCUCACAGCGCGUGUCAGCCGUCGGCUGAGUGCCCGAAUGUCUGUGAAGGAUGUAUUUGACUACCCUGUUAUUGCGGAUCUUGCAGCCGUCAUCCGCCAAGAACUGUCUUUACACAACCCCAUCCCUACAACGCCCAAUAGCAGCCAUGGGGAGCAAGUUGUGUCCGCACGGGUGGCCCCACGAGAUGAAAUAGAAGCCGUACUAUGUAGUGAGUUUUCAGAUGUGCUCGGCAUCGAUGUUGGUAUUACCGACAACUUCUUCGACCUUGGCGGACAUUCUCUUAUGGCUACCAAGCUCGCCUCGCGUAUCGCCCGUCGACUGAAUGCCCCCGUAUCUGUCAAAGAUAUCUUCGAUUAUCCGGUUCCUAUCCGUCUCGCGAGUAACAUUCAACUUGCUCAAUUGGAGAGCUACGAAGAGACAAGCGAUAUGCAAGCGGCUGCCAAUGCUCCAUUCCAGCUCCUUCCUUUGCAAGAUCCGCAAACAUUCAUCCAACGUGAAAUAUGUCCUCAACUUCAAUGUUCCCACGACGCAAUUCUGGAUGUCUAUCCUGCUACUCAAAUGCAGACAUUCUUCCUCUUUGAUCCUGCAACAGGACACCCACGGAAUCCGACGCCGUUUUACAUAGAUUUCCCGACCGGUUCGGAUUGUGCUAGCCUAACUAGGGCCUGUGCAUCUCUAGUCGAGUAUUUCGAUAUUUUCAGGACGGUGUUCUUAGUGGCUGCAGGCGCGCUAUAUCAAGUUGUCCUGAAACAUCUGAAUGUCGAUAUCGAGAUAAUCCAAACCGAGGAGAAUGUCAACAGCGCGACUCGUGCAUUCCUGGACUUGGAUUUACAACAACCUCUCCGCUUAGGACAGCCAUUAAUACGCAUUACUAUUUUGAAGAUGCAGGCAUCAGCAUUGCGAGUGAUAGUUCGAAUGUCUCAUGCCCUGUAUGACGGCUUGAGUUUAGAGCACAUUGUGCGCUCUCUUCACGUUCUGUACAGCGGCGGCAAUCUUCUAGCGCCGCCCAAAUUUGCUCGAUAUAUGCAACAUAUGGCAGACAGUCGUAAAGACGGUUACGAUUUCUGGCGCUCUAUUCUACAAAAUUCGUCGAUGACUGUCGUAAAAAGUAUUCGCAGCAGUGCUCGUCAACAACAAGUUGCACCUGUUGGGAGCUAUCAUGCGUCCAAGGUCAUUGCUGUUCCUCUCCAGGCUAAAACAGACAGUAGCAUCACACAGGCAACGAUUUUUACCACCGCCUGCGCUCUGACGCUGUCGAAAGAAACCGGAUCAAGUGAUGUCGUCUUCGGUCGAAUAGUAUCUGGGCGUCAAGGCUUACCGAUCGCUUGCCAAAGCAUCGUUGGUCCUUGUACUAAUGAGGUACCAGUGCGCGUCCGCAUAGAUGAAGAGGCAAAUCAUAAAGAAUUGCUACGCGAGAUGCAAGAACAGUAUCUAAACAGCUUGCCUUACGAGACUCUAGGGUUCGAAGAGCUCAAGAAAAAUUGCACAGGCUGGUCAGAAGCAACUACAAACUACAGCUGUUGCAUCGCAUACCAGAACUUUGACUACCACCCUGGUAGUGAAAUGGAAGAACAGCGGGUACAGAUAGGGGUUCUGUCACGAGAUUACGAAGCUGGGAAUGACGCACCGAUUCACGAUCUGGUUAUAGCAGGAGAGGCAGAGCCUGAUGGGCCUUACCUGCAUGUCACUGUCGCCGCGAAUAGGCAAGUUUGUGAAGAAAGAAUGGUGAAACGUGUACUCGAAGAUGUUUGCGAAAGGAUUCAGACUUUGAGUUUGGCUAUGUGA